Messenger RNA from Plasmodium gallinaceum, 4854 nucleotides. Its product is annotated as ubiquitin specific protease, putative. NCBI's taxonomy places the organism in Eukaryota, Apicomplexa, Aconoidasida, Haemosporida, Plasmodiidae. Gene Ontology annotation, biological process: protein deubiquitination. Gene Ontology annotation, molecular function: cysteine-type deubiquitinase activity; cysteine-type endopeptidase activity. Gene Ontology annotation, cellular component: nucleus; cytosol. Bases 1 to 4854 code for a protein of 1617 amino acids. The transcript has 2 exons. The record is from RefSeq and is a predicted model, not a curated record.
AUGAUAAAAGAUAAGUUAAUUAUUGAUAACAUUAAUUAUAAAGUUAUUAAUAAAGGUGAGGUAAAUGAUGAACUAAUUAAAAUUUGUGAAUUAAAAGAUUAUACAAAUAAAAGUGAAUAUAUUAAUAAUGAAUUAUCAGAUAAAUUAAAUGAAAUAAAUGAUUUUAGAAAUAAAAAUAAUUCCAACAAAUUUUCAUUAAAUAAUAUUAAUUCAAAUAAAGAUGAUUUAAAUAAAAAUUCUUUAUACUAUUCAAAAAGAAAUGAUUCAAGUAGUGAUAUAUAUGAAAAUAAAUUUCUCAAUACUGUUCGAAAGGUAGAUUUUAAUAAUAAUGUAAUAAAUAUGAUUGAUAUGACCAAAAAUAAUUGUAAUUAUAGUGGUAAUCAUAACAAUAAGUUGAAUGUAAGUAGAAUUGUUGAAGAUUGCAAAAUGAAAGAAAAUAAUUUAAAUGAAAUUUCAACCAAAAGCAAAUUAAAUAACUCUAAUAAAGUCAUUUAUAACAAUUUUAAUAAAAUUAAUAAUGAUGAUAUAUAUAAUAAAGAUAAUUAUAAAUAUGAUGAUAAUAGUAAUGUAAAUUUUAAUUCAUAUAUGGAUAAUGAACAUACUAAUUUUGAAGAAUCUUUAUUUUUAAAUACAAGAGAAAAAAAUCAAAAAUUUUUAUUUGAAGAUUAUAAUUUUCAUAAUAAUAGAAAAAUAAAAUUAGGAUGCAAUAACACUAAUGAAAAUUUAAAUCUUAAUAGGAAGGAAGAUUCAGAAAAACAUAACUUGAGCAUUUAUAGUAACAAAACGCGUAUAGUUAAAAAACAGAAUAUUAUAGAGAAUUUUAAAAAUUUCACCAAUGAUACAAUUAUAACAGCUUUGAAUAGCAAUAUGAAAAAUGAAGAUUAUUCGGAAUUUUUUUAUAUAAAUAAUGAUAAAAAGACUGAACAAAAAAAGAAAAUAAAAUUAGAUAAAGAGAAUGAACAAAAAAAACAAAUGCAAUUAGAUAAAGAAAAAGAUCAAAAAAAAAAAAUUAAAUUAAAUAAAGAGAUUCUAAAUGUGUACACAAGUAAUGGUAGCACACCAGUAAAAGAUUUAAAAGAAACAAGUAAAAAUAAAAAAGAAGUAUCAAAAGAAGAAGAAAUUCUGAAGUUAUUUGAAAAAAAUUUAGAUAAAUAUGAGUUCAUUAGUAUAAAUAAAAAUUUAUUAUUUCUUAAAAAAAUGCAAAAAUAUUUUUAUAGAAAAUAUAUUAACAUUAAAUUUUUGAAUGAUACAAAUAAUUACUAUUAUUUUAUACAUUUAGAAUGGUUUAAUAAAUUUAAAAAUUUUCUUUUUAGUGAUUCUGAUAUUUUUCCGGGUUAUAUAACAAAUUACAAAUUGUAUGAUUUUAAUGAAAAAGAACUUUUGCAUGAAAUUUGUAUAAAUAAGGAUAACUUGAAAAAAAAUUUAAAAGAAGGAAAGGAUUAUAUUUGUACUAAUAAAUAUAUGUGGAGAUUUUUGAAUUUUUUAUAUAGAGGAGGUCCAUGUAUUAAAAGAAGUAGCAAUAAUAUUUAUGAUAAUUUUAUAUCAAUUUCAAAUAAUGAUACAAUGAAUAAAAAUAUUAUUUAUUUAAUUGAACCAAAAUAUGUAGAAAAUUUGUUUGCAUUAUUUGAUUAUUCGGAUGAAAAUAUUAAUUUUAGUAUAGCAAAUAAGAGUACACAUAAAAAUGAUGAUUUAAUUUCUGACAUUUCUAGUAAUAUAAAUAAUUUUUUAGAUGAUAAAAAUGAAGAAAAAAAGAAAAAAACAGAGAACAAAGCACAAGGGAAAAAAUUCGCACAUAGUUAUUUUGAAUUUUUAGAUUUUUACAAUUUAAAAGAAAAAGAAAAGAAAAACUAUUUUUAUAUUGAAUAUGAUGACUCUAAUAAAAAAAUUAUGAAAAAAAUAAUGAAAAUAAAGAAUAAAAGAUUUGAUGACUCAUUUCAUUUUUAUUCGGAUGAAGGUAGUUUAACUAGUGAAAAAAGUUUUAUUAAUAAUAUAAAUAAUAUAAAUAAUAGAAAUAUUGAAGAUGAGUAUGAUAUUAAUAAGAAUGAGGCUAAUAUAAAGAAAGAAAAUAUAAAUUAUAAUAUAAAUUCAAAUUUAAAUAUAUCAGAAUUUGUAUCUGAAGAAAAUUUUAAUAGUUAUGAUGCAUCUAAAAUACAAAACAUAACAAAAAAUAAUUAUAUUAAUUAUGAAUUUUAUGAAAUAGAUAACAAACAAAAGGGAAUUGGAAGAAGUAAUAACAAUUAUAAUAAUAAUAAUGGUAUUAAUAUGAGUUUUAGUAAUAAUAAUUGUAACAUAAAUAAAAAUUAUAUGAAUUAUAAUAUACCAUUCAAAUAUUCCAUAAAUCAGGAUAAUAAUGAUAAUAGUAGUAAUGAUAACAAUUACAUUAAAUAUGAUAAGAAUAAUAACUAUAAUAGAAAUAACAUUUAUUAUAAUAAUAAUAACAAUAAUAAUAAUAACAAUAAUAAUAACAAUAAUAAUAACAACAAUAAUAAUAAUAAUAAUAAUAAUAACAAUAAUAAUAAUAAUAACAACAACAACAAUAAUAAUAAUAAUAACAAUAAUAAUUAUAAUAAUAACAACAAUAAUAAUAACAAUAAUAACAAUAAUAACAAUAAUAACAAUAAUAACAAUAAUAACAACAAUAAUAACAAUAAUAACAACAAUAAUAACAACAAUAAUAACAAUAAUAACAACAAUAACAAUAAUAAUAAUGAUAAAAAUAAUGAUAGAAAUAAUGAUAAAAAUGAUAAAAAUAAUGAUAAAAAUAAUGAUAAAAAUAAUGAUAGAAAUAAUGAUAAAAAUAAUGAUCCUUAUAAUUGUUUUAUACGUGGUAAUAAUAUGUAUUCUAAUAGUUUUAAUAAUUCUGAUAAUCUAAAUAAUGAUUAUAAUAUAAAUCAAAAUAAUAUUUAUAAAAAUAGUAAUAAAAAUGUAAAUUUAAAUGAAAAAAACAUAAAUGAUUUGAAUAAAAUUAAUAUAAAUAACUCAAAAAAAAAGAAUUCUGUCCAUUGUUAUUCAUCAAAUGGCAAUGAUAUCUAUAAGUCCUGUGAGGAAUAUUAUGGUGAUCAUGGUAAAAUUUCAAGUAAUGGAUAUUUAACUACUACUGAAAUGGAAUCAAAAAGUACCAAUGAAAACACUGCUAAAAGUUCUUUUGAUGAAAAAAAUGAGAAUAUAUUAAGGAAUAUAGAUAAAAGUAAAAUGUAUCAUGAUUUAGAAGAAAAUAUACAAGAAAAAACAAAAAAAAAUAAAAAAGAUAUUUAUCCUAAUAAAGCCAAUAAUUCGAAUUUUAUGAAAAGUGGAAAUUAUGAAGAUACUGAAAUAUCUAGAAAUAAUAAUUUUUUAUAUACUAAUAAUAUAAAUGCAAAUAGCAAUGAUUAUAAGGAUGAUAUUAAAAAUGGUGAAAAAGAAAAACAGGAAAUGAAAGUUAUAUUAAAUAAUAUAAAUAAUGAAAAAUCUUUAGGUGAAAACAAAAAUAGACUAUUAAUAGAUAAAGAAAAACAAAACAAAAACAAUAAUAUAAAAAAUCCCUUGAAUAAAAUGAUGUCAAUAACAAAUAACAAUAUCAAUUCCAAUAAUUUAAGUUUAAAAGAUGAGAGUAGCAAUUCAAGUAAUAGCAGUAGUAGUAAUAGUAGCAGUUGUAGUAAUAGUAGUAGUAAUGAUAGUUGCUAUAAUCAAACAGCUUCAGAUUUUAACCAUUGCAAUAAUAGAGAAAAUGUAAUAAAUAUAUCACAUAAUAAUACUAAAAGAGAAAAUGAAUUACUUAACAGUAUUAAUUCUAUUACAACAAAAGAACACCCAGCAGGAAUUAUAAAUUAUUCUACUACCUGUUAUAUUAAUGUUGUAAUGCAAUGUUUAUCCGUUUUCUUUAAAUUAAUUUAUACAUUACAUAAUUAUGUAACAGCUAAAUAUAAAAAUGUAAACUUCUCAAGUGAUGAUACUGAUAAUAUGAAUUCAUCUUUUAUAAAUAAAAAUUUUUUUACAAAUAGUAUUCCUUUUAAUCUAUUUGGAAAUAAUAAUAAAAAGAAAGAUGAACGUUUGUUGUUUAUGUUUUCAUAUAAAUUAUUUCAAUUAAGUAAAAUGCAUAAUAAAGGAAAAGUAUUAUGUGUGAAUAAAUUAUUAAAUUUAUUAAAUGAUAAAUAUUCUUAUUUAUUUGAAUAUAAUGAGCAACAAGAUUGCCAUGAAUUUCUUCUUUUAGUGUUUGAUUUUAUUCAUAAUAUGAUGAAAAUAAUUGAUGAUUCAGUAGAUAAAAAUAAUCAGAUAGAAUACUAUUUGAAAAAAGAACAAUCUAUCAUAUAUGAUCUCUUCUUAGGACUCAUAGAAGAAAAAAUUACUUGUUCUCAAUGUGAAUAUGUUAAUUAUAUAUAUCAACCAAUUUAUAAUUUAAGUGUAAAUAUUUUUAAAAAAAAUCCAGAAAAUAAAUUAAAUGAUAAUUUAGUAGAAUAUUUUAAAAAAGAAGAAGUUAAUUCAACAUGCGAGAAAUGUAAAUGUAAAAAAAUGUUUAAGUUUUGUUGUGUGUAUAAACAACCAAAUAUUCUUAUUAUUCAUAUGAUUCGUUUUUUAGGAGAUGGAUCAAAAAUAGAUAAAAAUAUAAAAUUUGAUAUUAAUAACUUUUCAAUUCAAAAUGUUUUAAAGAAGAAAAAUAAUCAAUAUAUUGAAAGUCCUAAAAAAUAUAAUUUAUGUGGUGUUAUUGUACACAGAGGUUUAAAUGCAAAUUGUGGUCAUUAUAUAUGCUACACUAAAAGAAAGCAUUCUAAUGGAAUUUAUAUGUGGUAUAAAUUUGAUGAUAGUACGGUAUCUGUUGUAGAUGUUGAAGAAGUUGAAUCAUCCAAAGCAUAUUGUCUUUUUUAUCAAAGCCAAUAA